UCGGGAAACGCACGGAGGUCUCUGGGAGUAUCGCCAUGGUGAGAAUCUGCUACACCACAUCCUUGCUGGCCACGGUGGUGAUGAUGGCGGCAGUGGUGGUGGUAACGGAGGCGAGAGAGCCGGGGAGUAAUGAAGGGGAGGCCAGGUACAUCUACGUCAACACAGAAUCACCCAUGACAAUCGCUGUGCUCCUCAAUGUGCCUCUCUCCCUGGCCCUCCCCAUCAUCGCCCGCCACGAGCACUACCACAGCAGCUACGAAGGGCGCCACCUUCCACCGCUCCUCCCUGACACCAGCACCUCACAGCAUCACUACGAGUACUCUUCCCGUGACCAGGAUGACGUUCUUCACGAUGAUCUUCACUACUUUACUGAGACAACUAAGCUGGCGUCAUAUUUUGCUUAUUUGAAGGUGGUGGAUGCUCCGUGUCAGGAAAGACUUCUGUGUGAGCUGGCCUCCGACCCGCCUGCCUUCUUCCCUGCCUCGGAUAUUUUUUUGAAGGAGCUGCGUCCUCAGCAUGGCGACGUGGAGGAGGACGACCACAGCAGGUUCUGGCGGUAUGUGAGGGCAGCUCGUGGGGGAGCGGAAGGUGACCCAGCUGGUUGUAGGGCGCGCCAUCCCGCCUGUCCUGUGGCUAUCGGAGAGGUGCUCAGCAUGACGGCGCUAAGAUUCUGGCAGCUCUUGGCUCAGAUUGUUGACAUCUCCUUCACUGACUAUUGAAAUACGAAGCCACGACGUGAGAUAAAGACUAUACUAUAUUUAAGAUGAUCUACCUACUGUUACUACUACUACUACUACUACUACUACUACUACUACUACUACUACUACUGCUGCUGUUUAAAACUUUUAACAAUAGCAACGGAAAGAAGAACAGCAACAACAACAACAAAAACAACAAGAAAAACAACAAUAACAGCAACAACAACAACAAGAACAACAAAAUAAUGAUGUAACUUUAGAAUACAGUUGUUUUUAUCUCCAAGAGUUGUUACAAUAAAAAUCAAUUGAAGUCAGAUUACAACUUGAACGUGGAAUCCUUCGUAAUGCACGUAGUCAAGGAAUUAACAGGAAUUAGGAAUGCAAGAUUAGCAGGAGUUACCGUGUGUGUGUGUGUGUGUGUGUGUGUGUGUGUGUGUGUGUGUGUGUGUGUGUGUGUGUGUGUGUGUUCGUAAUGGUGAAGAGGCAGCUGUGGCAUUGGUUUUCCAUGGUAAUACUAAUGACAGGUCGGUGUUUUCUAUUCCUGUGUUCUUUAUCAGAUAACAAUAAGUAAAAGUUUAAUAUGAAAAGAUAAUAAAAGCGAAAAUAAAAAAAGUGAAAAAAUAAAUAAACGACAAUAAAAAAAA
Messenger RNA from Portunus trituberculatus (swimming crab), 1342 nucleotides. RefSeq lists its product as uncharacterized. The record is from RefSeq and is a predicted model, not a curated record. NCBI's taxonomy places the organism in Eukaryota, Metazoa, Arthropoda, Malacostraca, Decapoda, Portunidae.